GCCGCCGGCGCAUGCAGGAGCUUGUUCAAAGCCUGUCAUCGUGUGUGUAUAACGGAAAAUUUGUAUAUGUAUACAGCUAUACUGAUCGUGACGUUAUAUGUAUACAGUAUAGGUAUAUACUGCACUGCAGGAAGCGCAGAGCGCUCAGCGCACUCGCCGCUUGUUCUCUCAAGGUUGAACCGCUUUUGCGCUAUUUUAGGUUAUGUUUUUCUCUCUCGCACUCACUCACUCACUUUGACGUGAAUGAUUUUUCAUUCUGAUAGUUUGAACUCUUUAUCUUCCGGCUCCGGCUAAUCUGCAGCAGCGAUAAUAACACAGGAGAACUUUGAGAUCUCUGCUAAGGAUUGUUUCAGUUUUAUCGCGGGAGCGCAAAUGGAUCAACAGUCGAGGAAAACAAUCACGUAACCGUUAUGGAAAAGACAUAGAAGUACCCUUUGAUUUCACAAUUAUAUCGAUUCUUUACGAUUUGGAGGAUGAAUAAUUGAACCAUGUUCACGCGAAUCAGAAAUUUUUUUUACAAUCAUAGGCGUAAAUUUCUCUUCAGUGGAGUAUUUUUUGGUACUCUCAUCAUACUAGCCAGGUAUGCUCGAAGUAAACUUCGAGAAUGGCAGGAAAAGGAAGUCAACGAGCUGCUGGAGAGAAGCAGGAGGAGACAGCACUUUGAGAGUACAGAGAGAACCUGCGAUCAAACGGUGUUGAUGCUCUCUAAGAAUUUAAGAACAGCUACUACCAAGUGUCUUGACUGUAUGAAAAUAGUGAACGAUCUUCGAAAUGGUAGUACGGAUAAGAUUUCAGCCUGGAAUAGAUUAAAAAUUCUUGCAAUUUCAAGAACUGCAACAAUAAUUUAUUCUUAUACAAUGCUCGUUAUUACUUUGAGAAUUCAGUUGAAUGUUCUUGGAGGAUCAAUGCUCAAAGACUCAAAGAUUGGUGAUAGUUCUCCCCAAAGUUCAGAAAAAGUAGACGAUAGAAUGAAAGAGAAGUAUCUUUCAUUAUGUGAAAAUUUAAUGGAACAUGGGGUUGAAAAGUUGUCAUUAUUAAUUCAAGAAAAGGUUGAGGAGAUCACUGCUAGUUACUCACUAGGAGACAAAUUGCAUCUCAGAGAUGUCCAGCACAUAUACUGGGCAAUAACGUCCACAGUAUCGGCUGUGGAAAAAAGCGAACCUGUGAAGAAUAUUUCUUCUUAUCUCAUUGCAGAUGACUUUAUCAAAAAUAAUCAAUCGGACAAACCGCUUGCUAAGCUCCUCGACCAAACCCUGGAUCUCCUGGAAAGUCAAGAAGUUCAAGAUUUGAUGCAAACAAAUCUGAGGAGUGGAUUUGCUUUGCUCAUUGAUAGAAUAUCCGAAUACUUCAAUGAGAAUGCCAAAAGUGAUGGCGAAACCUCAAAUGGUGAUAACUUUGUAAAUCUGAAUGCGGUGACUAUGCCAAUGGCAAAAAUAAUUCCUAUACUGAAUGGACAGGUGCCAGAGAACCCAACACCUGGUGAUUUACCAUCCGACUGGUUGCAAAGACUGCUGCUAAGCGAGGAACUCAAAGCUCUAGGAGCAAAUAUUUACGAAGCUUUUUGUUAUUAAUUUUCUAUAAGUUUUCUUUUUGUUAUGUGAAAGAAGUAUAUUGCUGGACUAAGGCAAGGAAAGCAUGAUUUUUGUUUCUUAAUGGUAAGGGUAAAUCGAGCGUUUCGCGGAAAUAUCGACGAUGUAAAUGCAUUUCUUUCCGUGUUAAAAAAUAGUUUUUACUAUAAAAAUGGCAAAACAAUAAAAAAAAAAACGUACAAAGGUUCA
Nasonia vitripennis (jewel wasp) is the source of this 1778-nucleotide messenger RNA. It is a transcript of the gene Pex3, whose product is annotated as peroxisomal biogenesis factor 3. The record is from RefSeq and is a predicted model, not a curated record. The transcript is spliced from 2 exons. Gene Ontology annotation, biological process: protein import into peroxisome membrane. Gene Ontology annotation, molecular function: protein-macromolecule adaptor activity. Lineage: Eukaryota; Metazoa; Arthropoda; Insecta; Hymenoptera; Pteromalidae. The coding region runs from base 489 to 1571 and encodes 360 amino acids. Gene Ontology annotation, cellular component: peroxisomal membrane.